GUCGAACUUGAAGAUUCUUUUUGGCAUCGACUUCCAGUUAGCGUGUGUGGCAGGACAGUUUCAGUGCUGUCGUUGAAGAUUUUGGGUCACGUCGUCGCAGACAGAAACAAGCAACCAUGACUUCAACAAAUAUGUUUCAGGGACUUGAUAAUAACUCCAAACCAAGUUCAAGGGUACUAAGACCUCCAGGUGGAGGGUCCAGCAAUCUAUUUGGCGGUUAUGAGGAAGACACUUCUGCGGCCAGACGGCCAAACAAGAUGUCAUCCUCUAUUUUUGCUCCUGCAGAAGAGUCUCAGGGUAGUUUCAAACGCUCCAAUCCCCCAGGUGGGAAGAGCAGUGGGAUCUUUGGGGGGCCAGAGGCUCCUCCGACUCAGAGCAAGCAAAUGUCACGUAGUGCAGCAUCCAGUAACAUCUUUGGUGACUCAGAGUCAACUCUGCCUGCUGUUAAAAGCCAUCCCAACAAACCAAAGGACAACUUAAGUGUGGGUGUACCUGCAACACCGGAUCCACCAGUACCAGUGCCUAAGCUGGAGAAAGCAGUUGAGGUGGUGAAGGCAGAGGCGGUUUCUCCUCAACCCACACCUGAAAAAGAGCCACCUACCCCUGCAUCAGCAGCCACUAAGAAUUCUGAGCCAGCCACAAUGCAACCAUCAGAAAAGGACCAUGAGCCACGCCUCGGACCACGCCCUCGCUCCCACAACAAAGUGAUUAACCCACCCGGUGGAAAGUCCAGCGUGGUUUUCUACUAGCCCUUUCAUUGUCUCUUUCCCAUCUGUCUUUUGUUUCUCUCCUCCAUCUGUUUUUUUACUAAAUCAUCUUUAUCUUUAUUUACUUUCUCCUCCAUUAUUCACUGCAUCUUUGGGUUUAUUUUGUUCUUAUCUUUCAUUCCUUGUUUGCUUUUGCACUUUCAGAUUCAUUCCUCACUUCUCCUUCAUCUUCAUCCUUUUCAUUUAAUUCAAAUCACUGUUGCUGUCACACAACUGAAUGGUUAUUUCUUCAUUCAAAUGGUUUGAAUUGACUGUUUUCUUUAUAAGAGUAUGUUCUCUGAAUUUGAUAAUGUAUAAGUUUGCAUCUUAAUGGAAUUCAGCAGAGCCUAUGCAAUGCUCAACUGGAAUCACUGUCUGUUGCCAAAGCAAGCUCUUCAGUAUAAGCAUGUACCGUAGUUCAAAUGUACCUUUGAAACUCAGUGAAUGUGUUCUGAUGGACAUGGCAAUGAUAGAUUUACUUUUGUUCAAUACGAUGACUUCAUUUCUCAUUUGAUUCCUUAUUCAAAUCUCCCUCUCUCUUGCAUCUGUUUAGUAAGACAUUAAGCCAGGCAAAAAAAGCAGUAGCUCAGAUGCCAAACCAAAAAAUGCACAUUUGAUAAUCGCUAAUGCCAAAGCACACAUGCACAUUCCAAUGGAUAAUAGUGUGUACAAUCAAAUAUUAUUAAUGUAUCAACACAUCGCAAUAUUGAGAUGUCCAUGCAUAAUUCAUACAUGUCACAUAGUCUAAAAAAUGCAUUGGCAACAUGCAUACGAAUGUAACUAGAGAGCCUUAAACUCAGAAAAUCCUCUUAUGCUAAAGAGGACUACUUGAAAAAAGUUACGCUAUUGAAUUUGGCCUUUCUUCCCUGUAUCAAUUAGCAGUAUGUUUGUUUUAAAUUAAAAUGGCAUUUGGCUAUAUGUGGCACAUCUAUUUAAGUGUGUGAUCACUUCCCACAUACAAGUGCCAUCCCUGUCCAAAACACUUCACUUUUUGCUUGGCAAUGUGACUGGCUGGGAUGAUGUCACAGAAGCCUGUGUCUUACAAUAAACCUGUGUUGUGCAUUUUGUAUGCUGUUUUGUAUUGCUGUUUUUUUUUUUUUUUUCAUGACAGUAAAAGUAUGUUUUACCAUGUUGCUCAAAAUAAACUAGCCCAAAUCUUCA
This is a messenger RNA of Myxocyprinus asiaticus (Chinese sucker), 1907 nucleotides long. Its product is annotated as jupiter microtubule associated homolog 2-like. Bases 117 to 749 code for a protein of 210 amino acids. The transcript has 5 exons. Gene Ontology annotation, cellular component: nucleus. The record is from RefSeq and is a predicted model, not a curated record. Lineage: Eukaryota; Metazoa; Chordata; Actinopteri; Cypriniformes; Catostomidae.